AUGGACGGCCAAGAGAUUGCUGCAGCGACUGCCUUUGCCGAUCCGGCUGUCACGACGGCCAUCACAUCAACUUCUGAUACAAGUGCAUCUAACGAACAAGAGCCUACACCUAUCCAAACCAUGCAGACGUGUCCAACAUUAGCGACCCGUGACGACGCAAACGCAGUCCCCUCACUCACUCCCGAACAAGGCUCUGGAUAUCUCUUCCUUCCAACCCGUCUUAUUAUGCCCACCACACAGCCUCAAACCGAAGAAAGGGAAGUGAUAGAGAUAAGCGAUACCGACGACGAGCCGAGUAAGAAGGGUCCUGACAGACGGAAGAAGCGAGCUGCGAGCAACCCUACCGCCGAAUUGCGUCGAAGCAGGAGACGGACGGGCGAACCCAACUAUGUUGAGGUGCGGCAGCGUAAUAGACAGCUCGAAUCGGCGAGAGGAUCUCCCUCGAAGCGCAGUACAGGAGGUCGAGGAGGGCGAGGAGAGCAAGAAGGGCGAGGAGGGCAAGGAGGGCAAGGAGGGCGAGGAGGGCGAGGUGGCCGUCUUUCCACUUCCGCCCGUACACAAUCCCUGCCCACAAACACCCCUCGGAUCGUUCGGAACAUUUUCUCUAUCGACUCUUCUCCCUCCACCCCCACACUGCCUUCACAGCUCCUGCCACCCUCCUGCCAACCCUACCCCCCGCGCACUCCUUCCCCUCCCCAAUACCCUCCCCAAUACCCCCCACCAGCGACCCAACCCUGCAUCAGUGCCGACCUUACGCCCCAACAACGCAUCACACACAACCUGCAAGCUCUCAGCCAAGCAGUCUCGGAAUCCAACUCAGCCUUCGUUCGCGGUCUACAAGCCUACGAUCUGGUUUCUCACGAUUUAGCCUGGCUCAAGAUGCGGUUUUCUAGUGUGGGUGCGAGGGUUAACGACUAUGCAAGGUGGUUGGCUCAGAUGGCGAGGUGGGCGAACGUGAAUGCACUGGGGAUUCAGAAUGCAAUCAAGGAGGGGAGAGGCGAGGUGCCACUGACUGAGCUUCCUGAGGUGAGAGCGAGGCGGCAGGGACGGACGAGGGAGCUGUGA
Ustilago hordei is the source of this 1065-nucleotide messenger RNA. RefSeq lists its product as uncharacterized. The transcript has a single exon. NCBI's taxonomy places the organism in Eukaryota, Fungi, Basidiomycota, Ustilaginomycetes, Ustilaginales, Ustilaginaceae. Bases 1 to 1065 code for a protein of 354 amino acids. The record is from RefSeq and is a predicted model, not a curated record.